GCAAAGCCAGUCGCUCACGGCCGCUCGGACAGGCCGCACGCGCGUUGGAUCCUUAACAGACUGUCAUCGUAAUCCAGUCAAGUGUACAGUGUUGUGGAAAAACAAAUAUUCAGUGCUAAAACACUCCGUUCAUCCAAGGUGAAGCAGUGCAAAAAAGGAUCAUCUGUGUUUUUGUGGACGCCGUCACGCGCGUUGAGUCUUUUUUACAUCGGUUUGCAUUACAUAUAAUAGAUUUUAUUGCGCAACCAUUUUCAAUAUUAAUCUCUUUCUAAAAUUGUGUAACGCUAAUUGACUGAGUGAAGUGACUUAGAAACGCUAUAGAAAAUUGCCGUUGCGUUUUGAAGUGAUAAAAUUGAAAUCAUUUACGAAUAAGUAACUGAAGUGCUUAAGUGAACGAAACGUGAUAAAAAACCUCUAGAAUCUAAUUUAAGUCACGAUGAAAAAUAGCCAACCGAAUUGAGAAGACUUGAUAAGUCUUGGAGAAUAAAGACGAAGAAGGGUCAUCCAAAGUGGCGAAGUCAGAGUCAAAGUUGGUGUUAGUGGAGGGGGAUGAUGGAUGUUGCUGUACUGGCAUGAGGAUCGGAGAAUUGGGAGGGGUUCUGCUUGAAGCUGCCAAGCUGACGAGGUCUUGGUUCUGCCAGAAGCCAGGCUACGGCUUCUCGCAGAAGGUAGACGAGGAGGAGUCCGGUGGCGGCGGCGCCCUGCACCCGCCAGACGGGUUCUACUCGCACCAGCACCACCAUGCGCACCACUCAGAGCCCGACCGCGGGUACAUGGAGGGCAACCGCUACGUCACCGCUGUACAUCGCCCGAUGCCUGCAUUAAAUCAUUCAAACUCGUCAUGCUCCUCCGCCUCCAACGCUUCGACGGCGGGCCUCUGUCCCUCCCAGGACCAGGGACAGCAGAUGUACAUUGCCGCGCCGCCAGAGGGAUUUGGCCACGCUGUCAAUACGCACAGGCGUGGAACGGACGUAUCCAUCGUGGGUGUACCCGCAAGCUUUACACAAAAAGAUACGUCAUUACCCACAAAACGGGGUAAAUUGACUCGAGGCCGCUAUGAAAUGUCCCAAGAUCUUCUUGACAAGCAAGUGGAGAUCUUGGAAAGGAGGUACGGAGGUCUGAGGGCGAGGAGGGCGGCAGUCACCAUCCAGAGGGCAUUCAGGAGGAGACAACUGUUAAAGAAGUUCAGCGCCAUCACAGCGAUGGCCAAAGCAGCUGACUCUACCGCGAGAGAUAGAAGGCUGCAGGAUGAUCACGGACAGCUAGUCAAUGGUGGUAAUGACAUUUACGCGAACACACUGCACCAGAAGAGUCCCGGCGGGGUGGAGAAGUCUCUCGCCAUGACACGACCCAUGCGAUCUAUGUCGCUACGGGAGCGACACGAUAUUGAAAUAAGUAACCACAUGGGCUGCGAAGUCCAGGACGUAGACGCGAUGGUAGCGCGAGUCCAGCAGUCGGCGCACCAGAUCCAUAUGAUAGCUCAGGACAUGCCGCCGCUGCAUCGGGGAGACGCUGACAGUGGGGUGAGUUUGGUAUGCAGUUGCAGUGUCAGCGGGUCUGUCACCAACAUAUCGACUUCGUCGUCGCACAAUGAAUCUCUGCACAAUCAUCAGAUGUUGAAUAAUUCAGGCCCAAUCUACGGGAAUCUUCUAUCAACCGGUGGCAAGCCGCUAUCCUCGCCAACGGCUCGUCAGCAACAACUGGCCAUCCAGGCAGCCAACGCCAGACGCCUGCCACCUGAAGUGCCCAAGAGAACCAGCAGCAUCACUCUUAAUGCGGAAAGCCCAGUAUCGCUCCGUCGGGCAGAAUGCGGCGCAGUGGUCCGAGGGGGAUCCAUGUCGUCAGUGCAGUCGUCGUCUUCAUCAUCGUCGCAGGAACAUCGCCAUCAUUACCAUCAGCCAUACCAGCCCAGAGCGCCGGAACCUCACGUGCACAUCCAAGAACAGCACUUCCAGCAGCACCAGCGCACGGCGUCGGGUACGUUGUUCGAAGGCGGGGACAGGUACGCGGUGUGGAAGCGGCAGGAGGCGCCGCCGUAUUACGAGGCGCCGCCGCCGCCCGCCGCCUGCUGCCGACCCCAACACCCACACCACGCCGCUCAACCACAGCUCAAGGUGUCAGAAACUGUCCGCAAACGCCAAUAUCGCGUGGGACUCAACCUGUUUAACAAGAAGCCGGAGCGCGGCAUAGCGUACCUGAUAUCCCGGGGGUUCCUGGAGAACUCCCCGCGAGGAGUCGCCAGGUUCCUGAUCACCAGGAAGGGUCUUAGCAAGCAGAUGAUCGGCGAGUACCUCGGCAACCUGCAGAAUCAGUUCAAUAUGGCUGUUUUGGAAUGCUUCGUAACGGAGCUGGACCUAUCUGGCAUGGCAGUAGACGUGGCGCUACGUCGCUACCAGGCACACUUCAGGCUGCCCGGCGAGGCGCAGAAGAUAGAGCGGCUCGUGGAGGCGUUCGCGCGCCGCUACUGUGUCUGCAACCCUGACCUGGUGCAGCGCCUCAGGACACAAGAUACGAUAUUCGUGCUGGCGUUUGCAAUAAUAAUGCUGAACACUGACCUUCAUACUCCGAAUCUGAAGCCCGAAGCGCGGAUGUCCUUGGAGGACUUUAUAAAGAACCUGCGAGGCAUAGACGACUGCCACGACCUCGACAGAGAUAUGCUGACUGGGAUAUACGACCGUGUCAAAACCAGCGAGUUCAGACCCGGCAGUGACCACGUUACGCAGGUAAUGAAGGUCCAAGCCACAAUAGUGGGCAAGAAGCCGCACCUGGCGCUCCCGCAUCGCCGCCUCGUGUGCUACUGCCGUCUGUACGAGAUACCAGACAUACACAAGAAGGAACGCCCCGGCGUACACCAGAGAGAGGUAUUCCUGUUCAACGACCUCCUGGUGAUCACGAAGAUCUUUAGCAAGAAGAAGUCAUCAGUAACGUACACAUUCAGGCAGUCGUUCCCACUAUGCGGCAUGCUGGUCAACCUCUUCUCAGUGCCACACUACCCAUUCGGCAUCCGUCUCUCCCGCCGGGUCGACGGCCGCCGCCUGGCGACAUUCAACGCGCGCAACGAGCACGACCGUUGCAAGUUCGCCGAGGACCUUCGCGAGAGCAUCGCCGAGAUGGACGAGAUGGAAGCCAUGAGGAUUGAAGGCGAACUCAGUCGCGGAAAGGGCCGGUCUACUGGCGGGAAUAAUAGAAAUGUGAUGGAGAACCGAGACAGCGGAGUCGCCGACGUCGAUGUGGAUCACCAACAGUGCAUAGAUCAUAUGCACGUGCAUGGCGUGGUGGUCCCGCCGCCGCCCAGCUGCCCGGCGCCAGCGGCCCCAGCGCGGCUGACCUCCAACCCACCUCCCACCAGCAUCAUCAAGCGGAAUGUACUCAGCAACUCACUCGUCGAUAUUAAUGAUCCCGUGCAACUAGCGGCCGAGCGUCUCCAGCGAAGGGGUUCCGUCGGCAGUCUGGAUAGUGGCAUGUCGGUAUCCUUCCAGCAAGGCAGCCGCAACGCCCUGCAUGCCACGUCGCCUCGACACCCCGGGGAACAACGGUCACCAGGUCGUCUCUUCGGUGGCAUCGGCGGCAUAUUCCCUGGUCGGCAGCGCAAACUAAGCGCUUCAGGCGUUCCGGACAAGCAAGGACAACUCGGAAAGAGCACUGAAGUCUAAAGCGGUAACAACUUCGACCAAUACCGGAAUUUAAUACGAUUCAUUCGGAUAAAUUCGAUUUCUUGAACCGAAUAUUUCGGAUAAAUCCGAUUUCUUGAACCGAAUAAUUCGGAAUCCAAAAAAUUGAUUUAGGAUUCUACGAAUGAUUGGUCCCCGAACGCAGAAGCGUUCUUAUAUCGAGAGAUUUAGGCUAAAAUUUCGCUUUAUAGAUUUCGUGAAUGUUUUAAAGUCGCAUUUUACUGUGAGACACGUCUCAUUUCUGUGCCAUCUUUUUUUCGAAUCUUUGAAAGUAAUUCAACUUGAUAUUAUUAAGGUAAAUACAGUAAUCAGUAUGGAACAUGCUUUUAUGAAACAUUCAAAUAUAGAUAGUUAGCAAAGUUACUAAAAUGUAAAAUUAAUUUUGUUUGGACUCUCAGUACUUGAAUGUUCUAUAACAGUAGAAAAUAUAACACAAUCAGUAUAAUAAACGAUAUUUCUGAAGUGUACUAAGUUUGCCAAAUGUACAUCACAAGGAUUAGAUAUUGUAAUUUAUCGGUAUUUUAUAAUACAUUUGGGUUAUUUAACAUUUAAGGUCGAGGCAAAUAAUUGGUGACAUUGGUUUUACUUUUCAUAAAUGAAUGUGUUGAACAGGACAGUGGCUAGGUUUUAGAGAUUUUUAUGUCAUUUCGGUGGUCCAGUAUUUGCAAACUUUGCAAAAUAUUGGCUACAAAAAACUACUUUGCAAAGUAUUGGGUACUAAAGACAAUUCUGUUCAAGUGAUAAAACGGUAUUCAAGUGCACAAUUGAUCUUGCUUUAAUAUAAUUAAUAAAUAUGCGCCACCGAAAAGACGUAAAAUCUUGAAAAAAAAAAACAAAAUUUUGGUAUUUUUAUGUCUCAAAUAUAUGACCGUUGGUUGUUUAAAUCUUUCUCAAUACUAGCAAAAGUCCUGUUAAACACAGUCUCAGGGAUACCGGUGUAAUAUUUAAUUAAGGGCAGGGUUUGGACUUCUAAUACUUUAGUGCCAAUACGUAGCAUAUUUGGCCGUUCUUAUUGUAAACAUUUGAUUUCUAAAUGCAUUUUAAAACUGACCGCAACUUAUAAUUAUUACAUAAAAUCAUCAAUUAUGAUGUUAACUGAAUUCUUGGAGCUUUCAUUUAGUGAAUAAGCAGAUGUAGCGCCUUUUCGCCGAACAAUUAUACCUACGCAAUUUUUAAUUACCCAAAUGUUUCGGUUUUUGACAAGUGAACUAGUUGGGAAAUGAUAUUAUGCCAAUAAUUGAUUGCGGAGUGAAAACUUGACAAAAAAAUUCUGCGAUAAGCUAUAGAACCGAAAAGGCAUUUGCUAGGUAAGCGUGUCUUUUGUGAUUUUUUUUUAGUAAGUUGCGGUCAAAAUCAAUUUGAACUCGAAUUUUCGUAUAUUCAUAAGAAGUUUCUCGAAAACACAGGAUUAGACAAUACGGUACAACAUUGCAACGACACGGAGAAGAGAAAAAUAUUUUUAUAUUUUUCAAAAAAUCUCUUUUUAUAUUAAAAUCAUGGGGUGUAUGUGAAUCGAAAAUGGAAUUUGGGUCCAUAUUUUGGGAUUAGUCGAAUGAUGUUAAAAGGAUUUUGAACUGUGUAAGCUAAUAGUUGUAAAAGGUUGGUCUGCGCCUUGGCAACUUUGCAGGGCAGACCGAAGUAAGGUCAGAGUUUUACGGGUUUUCAAAGCAGUAAUUUAAUCACCAUUUUGAAAAAAAAAAGUAAUUUCAUGCACGUUACCAUCGAGAAGUAUUAAAUUAAUGUUAUUUUAGAAAGAUUUUUAUCUUAACAAUUUUAUGGCACUUUAUUCAAUUGGAGAUUAUUUAUUAUAUUAUUAGAUAAUAAACAAGUAAUAAGUGAAGAUGUUUCUCUAUGACAGGAACCGCAUUUUCAUAAUAGUUGCAUAUACUCCCAAAUGAGGGGGGAGGUCACAAGUCCGACAAUUUGCAUUGACUUGUGGUUUCAAGGAUUUGUGUCCGGUUAAUGGCAAUAGGCUCGCACCCUAUUACAUGGGAUUUAAUCAUAGCUGGCAAGGAAUGAGUGUAUACACUUCUGCAUACCUCUACACCUUGCUGAUGUAACCUUAUAAUAUGACAUAACUUAAUAGCUCAUAUACGUACCACUGCUGCGCACAGGCCUCCCCUCAAUCAACUGGAUCGGGUAUGGAGCAUACUCCACCACGCUGCUUAAGUGCGGUCAACUCUUUUGUUAUAAAUUUACAAUUAUCAUAUUAUGCAUUUAUUUGCAUUUCGUCUCCAAGUGAAUAAAAUGCUCAAAUUCAUCUUUUUUUUUAGAAUAAUUGUAAAUACGUUGGGAAAUAUAGGGCGCAACGCAAUAGAGAAGAGUAGAUACUACUUAUCACAAAAAAAAAAAAAAAAUAUUCUGAAGCACAAAAAGCAAUACAUAAUAAUUACUACAUCACAGUUAAAAUUAAUAUUUAUUCAUUAAAAAUUUAAAUAAAAAAAUAUUUGAAGAAUAAAAAGUACGAAUUUAUUCAAGAUAUUGUUGAAAGUUUAUUAGCGGUAGUGUAAUCUUUUGGAGUAGGAUAAGUUACCUUCACUUUACGUGAUUAUGAUCUAUUUUCCCUUCAAAGACUCGAGCUUUUUUCCUUUUACACAAGGUGUUAGUGAUACCGCAACGAAAACUUUGGGGGAUGAUUCAGACCAUGAUUCUGAGUUGAUAUCAAGUGGAAUUUUCCAUCGCAAACGUAAAGAAUUGAAAAUUAUUUAAAAAACACAAAAAGUCGUGAAUUUUGCGACGGAUAAUUCCACUUGAUGUUAACUCAGAAUCAUGGUCCGAUUUAUCCCCCUCAGUGUUCGUUACGAUGUCACUAACAGCCUGGAUAUCUCUGAAAGUACGACUAAUUUUUUUUUUCAGACGUUACUUAGAUAUUAUUGUCUAAGGCGUAUGGCUGUAGAAUAUAAAAAAAAUAAUACUACAUAUAGAUUGGAUACUUUGUCCCGUAUUGAUAUGAGCUUCGAACGAGCUCGAUUUACACCUUUUAACAAAAGUUGAAGUGGCUUUUAGAGAAUCACAUAUCACAUUCAAGAAACCAUCGUAGUUUUGAAAGGAUUAGCAGUGUGAUUUUAAAUGAUUUUUAAUCAUAUUUUCAGAGAUAUAAAAAAACCUUAAGCUAAGUUUUCGAAAGAGCUGUCUGUAAAAGUUACAUUAAAAAAGUCUCGACAGACAGACGUCAGUGAACCUAUAAGGGUUCCGUUUCUCCUUUUGAGGUCCGGAACCCUAAAAACAGCCGAAAAAUUACAUGUCAGUUGUUUUGAAAACUCGGUUUUGGUUGCUUUUAGGCUCAAGUAUUCAACUUGUUUUAAACUGUGAUUGCAAUUUCUUUACCGUUAUAAAUAUAGUAGUACUACUGACUUACACCCUCUGUGGUGUAAUGGUUGUACUCCGUACUAUUAUAGCUGGGUUAGUUUGAAAGUGCACUUCGAAAAUAUUUGAAAAUUCUGUCCUAUUUACAAAUUAAUCCAGCUAUAUUUAACGGAGAUACUUGACGAACGAACAACUGUAUUCCAAGUACAGUUUAAAACUAGUUAAAUGUUCAAGUCUUGCUUUAAACUAUAUUCGAAUGUCCAAAACUAGACUAAGUUCCGAAUACUUCCCAACUAAGUCCUAUCAACCCGAACGCUGCUUGGUCUAAGUAUCGACUUGACUUACCUAAGUAAUGUUACCUGUACCCCUUGGAUUUACCUUUACUUAUACCUAGUUAUAAGUACCUUUAAAUUAUAAAUGACUAUAUGGCCGGUCUAGAGAAAAAGAAUAAAUACUAAUACUUUCGGAAAAUGCUUAUAGGGAAAAUAAACUUUCACAUAAUGUAAGAAAACGCUGCGUUUAUUUUUAGAACUGCCUUUUGGUUGUAUAAAACGUGUCAUCGGUUUGUAAAAGCUGUUGUAUUAUGUAAUGUAACGAGUGUGUUUUUAUUAUUAUUAAACUCUUUAUUGUACACAUGAAUACAUAAAUGAUGUCAAAAAAAUAGGUACAAAAGGUGGAUUUAUCUCUAAAAGAGAUCUCUUCCAGUCAACCCAACUUUAUUAUUGAGCAUUAAAAUUUUAAUUUUGAAUAAAUAUUUGAAUUCGAAAAUGUAAUUUACUAAAAUAAUUUAAUUUUAUCCGUGUCCUUAGAUGUCAACCAAAAAUUUUUGUUAUUUUAAUCUGACAGCUAUAAAAAUAGUGCCGUCCUUCUCUUACAACGAGUGCAAGACAGAGAUAAAGUUAGUUUUAGAACUGUCAAACUAAAUUAAAUUGUAAACACCAACUAAAUUUUGCAGGGAACACCACUAUGAAAGCAAGUGACACGUUAGACACUACAGCCAUGUCUGUUCUAUAAAUAAACACAGUUGUUUCAAUCAUUUUUCUAUCUUCAUGACUUUUUUUAAUUUUUAAAGGCCGGCCAAGUAUCUAAAUGUUGACUAAUCUAAUGUAGCUAAUGUUGACUUUAUACCAGUUACGUAGGGUCGUUGUUUCUACUAUUUGAUACGUGGGUAGAUAGACAAAAUGAUUGUUGAAUUCUAAGGAGUGUUUCCGAAUCGGUUGGGGAGCCCCGUUUUGACCGUUUAUAAUUCCUGGUGUAACUUCUAAAUUUGAAUUAUUAUAUUCUUUUAAAACCAAUUCAAAAGCAAAGCAAAUUAAAGUACCCGAUGUUUCCGCAAUAUGCAAUAUUUAACGGAUUUUUUAUUUUUUAUAGCACUUAAAGAAACUCACAAAGAGAAAAUUGAAUCGAAAAAUUCCGACCUUAUAUUUUUCGGUUUAUUUUUCGAUUUAUUUUUCGGUUUAUAACAACGUGGCCCCCUAAAACUAUGAUUUCAGUGAACAUGACUUCACUACUAGUAUAUCUUGUAUAACGAAAAGAACCUAUUGCCAAAAUCUGUCCAUUAAAAAAACCUUUGAAUCUCCAUGAAAUAGCUUGACUGACUUAAUAGUAAAUUAUGUUUUUUUAAACGCGUACGCUGCCACAUUGAAGCAAUUCAUCUGAAAGGAAUAUUUCUAUUUGACGUUGCGCACUUAAUAUGCGCGAAUGUCAAAUUGCGAUAUUUCUUUUGAAUAAUUGCUUCAAUAUGGUGUUCGAUUAAUUAAAGUAACAUCCAAAAUAAUAAGUUUAUUUUCAUUGAUCCGGAACUAGUAAUGAGUAAAUAGUUUUUGUUAUGUGCAGUUUUCACUAACACAGUUGGCUCGACCGUUAUAGACGGCGAUACGGCUCACCUAUCACGUUGGUCUAACAGAAAGCUCGGUAAUAUGUGGGCGCUUAGUUCGUAUCGCGAUGGAUAUAUCUCUGGUCCAUUGGGAUAAUGCCAAGAGCUUAUAUGUAUUUAUAUUUUACAAUGAUGAUUAUUAAGUUGGUCAAUCUAUAAUAAAAACUAUUGGAUAAGAGUUUGAUUUUCAUAAUAAGUCUAAAUUCAAAUUAAAACCUUUUGUAAUGUCUGUGUUAGUUGUAAACAAGUGUAAUGCAUGACAAAAAGAAAGGAAUUGAUUAAACUGUUCGUCGUUGGAUUUAACUUUAAGACGUCAUUCUCAUACAUUUCGGGAUUGUAUUGUCUCUGCUCACCCCGGUGGGAGAUGGGCGUGAGUGUAUGUAUGUCAGCAUGAAAGUUUUCAGAGCUUUCUGAUAUCACUGGGUAAUGUACGAUGCUUUAUAAUAUUUUGCAUACAAUCAAAGAAACAUCCAGCCAACAAUCAAACAUCUGAAGGUCCGGGUGCGUUUCGAUGGGGACAUAGUCUGAAUCACUUUGUGAGACUGUCCUUUGUUUGGUAAGGACAUUGCAAGCUUGAAUCACCUGAUUGAUUUCGUGCUUCGGAGGGUCGUAAAAUACCUCCAUCAAACCGCAGUGGAGCAGCAGUGGUGGAGUAUGCUCCGUACCGUCUCCGUAUAAUUGAGGGGAGGCCUGUGCCCAGCAGUGGGGCGUAUAUAGGCUGUUUAUGUUAUGUUAUUCAUACAAUCAUGCCGGGUCCUUUCCAUACAUUUCAGAUUUAGUACUAAUACUCGGCACUUGCCCUUUUUGUGGUAUGGGUAGAUACCGUAGUAUAUUAUUACUAUAUUUCGUUACGGAGUAACUAGAUGUCGCUAGCUGUAUAAGCUGAUAUAUGAAAAAGGCGCCAUCUAGCGACGGCGUUUAGUAUCAUUAUGAACACAUAAUCGCUAGUACAAAUAAUCGCUACCGGCGUUGCAUUUGAGUGCGUUUUAGCAGCAAUUUUUUUAGUAUGACGAGAGACCUGUUUUACGUAGUGUUUUAUAUAUUAGUUACUCGGGCGACCACAUUGCCACUACCCGGGUAUUUGUAAAGGGAACCACGUGAUAUCAGUUAUCUAUGAUCCAAAUGUGAAUUCAAACUGAUAAAGUCGAAUUUAGUGGUUUAGAGCCCAAACCGGGAUUCUGUCACUUGUUUAAAAAAAAUUCACGCAUUAAAAAAAACAUCGCUUGUAUGCAAAAUAUUAAAAGUAUGUCAACAGUGAUGCCACCCUAAAAUCAUGUAUCAUUAAAAAAAAAAACAUCUACUUAAUAUUUCAUUUAAUCCCAAACCUGUUAGUUUUAAAAAAUCUUAAUGUAUUUUCCAAUACGUAUUUCAAGCGAUUUGCGUGUUUGUUCCAUUAUGUAUACGGUUUAUUUUCAAUUAUUUUUUGUUAUGUUGUGAUUCUGGCGAGUUAGCCUCAUAGUAGAUACGUUUUGAACAUAACUACUUACUUUUACCUCCGAGUUCUUUUUACUAAGAUUUUUGAAAAAUCGAACGCAUUUUUUUAUUUUUAAUGAAUAAUCAGAAUUGUUUUAAGCUUUACUUAACUACAUAACUUACUUCCAGGACUAAAAAAAUACAUUUUUUGUAAUGAUAUUUUAAAAUAGUAUCUACUAUGAAGAAGCUGCCAUUAUUAACCGACUUCAAAAAGAAGGAGGUUCUAUGUUCGACGGUAGCUUUUUUGUAAAAAUGCUUGUAAGUUUCGCUUGAAACCAAAGAUGUAUAUUUUUUGUGUUCGCUCUACGAAAACCAUUUUUUUGUUGAUUUUUUUAGAUCUUUUUGCCUCUAAAAUGUAAGGUACCAUAGGCAAUGUAAAGUUUAGAGGCGUCAUUGUAAUUUUUUAGUUUUAAGCUUACCCUAGUUAUGGGUUUAUUUUUUUUUCUGUAACAUACCCCUGCUAACUUAUAUACUUAAUAUGUAUAUUGAAGAGUACAUUCUAAUAUAUAUCCAAUAGUUUGUAAUUGUUAUAUAAAAGUAGUGGAUAAGCAAUAAAUGGUGUGUGCGUCACCUUAAUACAGGGUUGCUUACUGAAAAAAUCCCAAAAAAAAUUUUUUAUGAAAAAAUAUCAAAAAUUUUUUUUGGGAUAUCAUUUUUAAAAGCACCCUGUAUGUUGUAUAAUAACGUUGUUGAGAGUUGCUACAACUAAGUCACUUAUAAUAGUUUUAUUUUAAAAAACAAUGAAAAUGUAUUUAUUUAUUAAAUAUGAAUUAACUUUCAUGAGGAUU
This is a messenger RNA of Pectinophora gossypiella (pink bollworm), 11114 nucleotides long. RefSeq names its product IQ motif and SEC7 domain-containing protein 1 (gene siz). The transcript has 22 exons. Bases 573 to 3653 code for a protein of 1026 amino acids. Gene Ontology annotation, biological process: regulation of ARF protein signal transduction; actin cytoskeleton organization. The record is from RefSeq and is a predicted model, not a curated record. Lineage: Eukaryota; Metazoa; Arthropoda; Insecta; Lepidoptera; Gelechiidae. Gene Ontology annotation, molecular function: guanyl-nucleotide exchange factor activity.